AUGACCGUUGCACAAAUUCAUUCUGAUUGCAGUUCGUCUAUGCUGCCGCGUCAUAUCAAGGAUGACGUUGAGCCGAUUCAUCUACUAGGGUUCAAUAUAGCUAGAAAACCAAAAUGGCUUCAAUUUGUGCUUCUUUCAGGAGCCAUAUUCAUUUUGUAUUUAGGAUACGGGUAUAUGCAAGAAUUAAUAUUCAAACUUCCGGGAAUGAAACCAUUCGGAUGGACACUAACACUUAUUCAAUUCGUGAUUUAUAGUGGAUGUGGUUAUGCAGAAUGUGCCGUAUGGCAUAAUACAAAGAGAAUGAUUCCAUGGAGAAUCUACGGAGUCAUCGCAUUCUUCACAGUUGCCACAAUGGGCCUUUCCAACGCUUCAGUCGGAUAUCUCAAUUAUCCAACUCAAGUAAUUUUCAAAUGCUGCAAACUGAUUCCAGUUCUAAUUGGCGGUAUUUUGAUUCAAGGAAAACGCUACGGUUGGAUCGAUAUCAGUGCAGCAAUUCUUAUGAGUUUAGGAAUCAUCAUGUUCACUUUGGCUGAUAACAAAGUGUCCCCAAACUUCGAUUCUCGAGGCUAUAUCAUGAUCAGUGGAGCUUUAUUAGCAGACGCUGUGAUCGGAAAUAUUCAAGAGAAGAAUAUGAAGAAAUAUGGAGGAUCUAGUAAUGAAGUGGUACUGUACUCCUAUGGAAUCGGCUCUGUGUUCAUUUUCACCUACGUCGUUCUUUCCGGAGAAAUCUUCAGCGCUAUCCCAUUCUUCCUCGAAAACUCGUGGAAAACAUUUGGAUACGCUCUGAUCUUCUCAUUUUUGGGAUACCUCGGAGUCAACGUGGUGUUGACCCAUAUUAAAGUUUUUGGAGCUCUAGUGGCGGUUACUGUGACAACUCUUCGCAAAGCGCUCACUAUCAUUUUAUCAUUUUUGCUCUUCUCAAAACCCUUCACGAUUGAAUAUGUCUAUGCUGGAUCCGUUGUGAUGCUGGCGAUUUAUUUGAACUUGUACAGUAAGAACAAAGCGUCAUGGGACCAUAUGAUAAGGAUAUUCGUGGCACGAGCAAUGGGAUAUCAUGCAGUGGCAACGAAAAAGGACCCAAUGAUGGUGUAA
Messenger RNA from Caenorhabditis briggsae, 1092 nucleotides. It is a transcript of the gene Cbr-pst-2, whose product is annotated as Protein CBR-PST-2. The record is from RefSeq and is a predicted model, not a curated record. The coding region runs from base 1 to 1092 and encodes 363 amino acids. Gene Ontology annotation, biological process: transmembrane transport. NCBI's taxonomy places the organism in Eukaryota, Metazoa, Nematoda, Chromadorea, Rhabditida, Rhabditidae. Gene Ontology annotation, cellular component: endoplasmic reticulum membrane; Golgi membrane. Gene Ontology annotation, molecular function: 3'-phosphoadenosine 5'-phosphosulfate transmembrane transporter activity. The transcript is spliced from 5 exons.